AUGACACUUUCAAAGCUAUCUACGCUCCUAGCCUCUGCCUCUCUUUUUGCAGGCCAUGGCUAUGUCUCCAGCAUCGUAGCUGAUGGCAAGAAACCCCCUGACAGUGUCGGCUGGGCAACAACGGCAACCGACCUCGGUUUUGAAGACGGCACCGAAUACCAAGAUCCGAAUAUAAUCUGCCACCGAAACGGAGUCAACGCAGCUUUGAGCGCCACCGUCACCGCUGGCUCCAGUAUUGAUCUCCAAUGGACGACCUGGCCAUACUCACAUCACGGUCUCCUGAUAACUUACCUCGCCUCAUGCAACGGUGACUGCAGCACAAUCGAUAAGACGACACUAAAGUUCUUCAAGAUUGAAGAAGAUGGUCUCAUCGAUGGCGCAACUCCUCCUGGUACAUGGGCUACCGAUGAUCUUAUUGCUGCUGGAGGCCAGUGGACUGUGAAGAUCCCCCCUACUCUCGUUGCGAGUAACUAUGUUAUGCGCCAUGAGAUUAUCGCUCUGCACUCUGCUGGCCAGUUGAAUGGCGCUCAGAAAUACCCACAGUGCUUCAAUUUGGAAAUCACUGGCGGUGGAAGUGAUGUGCCGGAUGGCACGUUUGGUGAGGAGUUGUAUAUCAAUACUGAUCCUGGGAUCUUGUUCGAUAUUUAUUCUACGCUUACUUCGUAUAUUAUCCCGGGACCGGCUUUGUAUGCCUGA
Penicillium psychrosexuale is the source of this 696-nucleotide messenger RNA. RefSeq names its product lytic polysaccharide monooxygenase auxiliary activity family 9 protein. The transcript is spliced from 2 exons. The record is from RefSeq and is a predicted model, not a curated record. The coding region runs from base 1 to 696 and encodes 231 amino acids. Lineage: Eukaryota; Fungi; Ascomycota; Eurotiomycetes; Eurotiales; Aspergillaceae.